AUGUCGUCUUUCUCAAUGCGGCAGCGCACGCACCGGCCGACUGCGGCCACCGUCGCAGGGGGCGGCAACAAAGCCCGCCCGAUCCACGGCUCGCCGCGACAGCUGCAGCUCUGCAAGGAGAUCCUUUUCGCGGGCUUCCCCUGCCAGCUGCCCUAUCAGCGGAGCAGCGGCGCUGCUUUCGCCUCUUCCUCUCCCGCGACGAAUCCCACCCCCUCCAAGAACCCCGACGUGCGGCCCCUCUCGAAGAAGUUCGUCUUCGGUUUCUUCCAGCAGUACGGCACGGUCGAGGACUUUGUCUACGAUGAAGCACGCGGCAUCGGCAGCGUCGUCUUCGCGGACGGGGCGGACGCGCAGGGAUGCUACUUAGCCGUGCACCUCUCCUUCCUUCCAGCCGUCACCGCUGACGGCGGCGUCGGUCAGACGACGUGGGAGCAGGACACCGCAGGCGAGGACUUGGCGGAGCGCAGGGCUCGCCCAAGCGACUUGCUGCUGUGCUUGGAGUUUGCGCACUGCUGUCCCUUUGUGAACCCGGUGCUGCUGACGAAGGAUGUCUUUGUCGAUGGCGGCAGUGCGCACUGCGAGGUGCCGGGCGGCGAUCUGAGUCGCGCAACACUGUUCCACCGCUUUCCACAGCUGCUGAUGCCGCCACCACCGUCGUCGUUACCGCAACAGCCGGUGGCCUCGCACGCUGUGAUGCGCUGGCGGGAGGAGGGCGAUGGCGGGGACGCUCUUCACGGCUCCCCUGCGCAUGAGCAGAGUCAUCCGUCCCGCAUGGAAGUCAUCAGCGACGACGAAGAUAAAGACGGAAGCAGCGGCAGCGGCAGCGGCGCCACGGCGAAGCGAAGGCCGUCCGCCUCACAGGCGGCAGAGGCACGUCGCGUCACGCCGGUCGGUCCGCACUUCCCCGGUCGUGGUGUCGCUCCGGUGGAGGUGGAGGCGGCGUUGUGGCAGCUGCUGCGUCCCUCGCACGUUGCCCCAUCCCCGCGCAACGUUGCGACGGUGUUGGAUCUGUGGUGGGAGUACUAUAACCUGUACGUGCUCCACAAGACGCAGCCGGCGGAGUCGCGCAUCGAGGACAGCGCCUUCCGCUACGCCUCGCGUCCCUCGCUCGUGCAGGAGCUGCUCGAAGUUCGAAAGCAAGGCCGCGAGUACGCGCACGGCGAUGAGGAGGCGGCCCAGCAGGUCCUGCAGCGCCUCGUCUACGACCACGGCUUCCACAACGUCCUCACCUACUUAACGGUGAAGCAGAAGUUCAAGUACGACCCGGUGUGGGCCAGCUUCAUGCGCGACCUGUACAAGCCGAAGCUCGCCCUGCAAGUGGCGGCGUGGCAGUCGCUAAUGGCAGAGGAGGAAGAAGGGAAAAGCUCAAAGAAAGGCGAAACGGCGGCGGCGGCAGCGGCGGAGGAGGGGGAGGUCAGCGAAGCCCGUCGUCGCCGCAUCGUGGUGAAGGCGAUCCAGGAGCUGCACGAGCCGCAGCCGAAGAAGGCGCGUGAUGUGGAGUGGGUGCAGCGGGCAGAGCAGACGUGGUUCGCCAUGCCGCGCACCACCGCCGCGGCCAACGUGGUGGACAACGUAAAGUUCCUGCGGAAAGUGAAGCGAGGCGAGGUGGACCGCAACGGCGUCGAUAAGGACGUCAGCCAGCAGCCCCCGCUGCCCACGCAGCAGAAGGGAGCGGCGGCAGAGGAGGAGGAGGAUGUAACCGCGGCGAGCAUCCAAGACGCCUACCCGUCCAUGAGCGCACGGCAGAAGGAGGAGCAGCUGUACUCGGAGGUGCUGCAGAACCUGGACGGGUACGUCGCUGUCGGCACCGCCGAGGAGCUCGUGGCCAUGUGCGAGGACCCGAAGCUGUUUCGCUACGCGCGGGGUCACAUCGGCUAUGAGGAGGCGCAUCAUCAGCCGUCGUACUGGCUGGCCUACCUAAACGCGCUGUGGGUUCCACUCAUCGCCCUCCUCUUAAUGGGCUUUGGCUCCUACUACAUCGUGGAUCGGCUCGGUAUUAGUAAGGUGAACGAGAUGCGGCAGAAGGAACAGCAGCAGCGCGAGUUUCAUGAGCAGCUGCGUCGGCUGGUGGAGCAGCAACGGCGUAUGAUGAACACGACGUUUGCGGCGGGCAACACCAAAGAGAUGCGGGCCGCGAUGCAGGACAUGAAUGCGACGAUGCGCAAGGCGGCCGAGGCGGCGCGGAAGGCGGGAGGGAAAUUUAACGUGGAGCUCCGCGGAGACUUGUGA
Molecule: messenger RNA, 2229 nt
Organism: Leptomonas pyrrhocoris
Lineage: Eukaryota; Euglenozoa; Kinetoplastea; Trypanosomatida; Trypanosomatidae
Exons: 1
Coding region: 1-2229 (742 amino acids)
Source: RefSeq, a predicted model, not a curated record